This is a messenger RNA of Sparassis crispa, 1113 nucleotides long. RefSeq lists its product with no specific name. NCBI's taxonomy places the organism in Eukaryota, Fungi, Basidiomycota, Agaricomycetes, Polyporales, Sparassidaceae. The coding region runs from base 1 to 1113 and encodes 370 amino acids. The transcript has 2 exons. The record is from RefSeq and is a predicted model, not a curated record.
AUGUCUGACUUGGACCUCGCGACAGUAGAAGGUGUUCUCGUUUACCUCCUUGACACACCCUUCGCAAGCGACGCAGUGACGCCCCUCACUGGCGGCUUUGGCAACUAUGCCUUCCGAGUCCACCUCCGUACACCGUAUGACGGACGUAGGACCGUUGUCCUCAAACAUGCGAAGGCGUACGUCCCGGGUCUGAGGACGCUGGCUUUGUCCCUCGACCGCCAGAUUUAUGAGGUAGCCGCACUGGAACGGGUGAAAGAAUUGCUGCCCCCGGAUUCGCUCCUGUCCGUCCCGGAGGUCCUCCGCUUCGAUGAGGACGCGAACGCGAUCAUCAUGAGCGACUGCGGUGAGGGGAUAUAUACACUCAAGCAGUUGCUGCAGAGCCACACUCCUUCCGCGAAGAUAGCGAGAGAGAUCGGAGAGGCUUUGGGCGUGUUCAUCGGGCGCUUGCAUUCGCGAGGGGCUUCUGAUCGGGAUUUCCUCGACACGUUCCAAGGAAAUGUGGACGGGAGAAAGACCUCUGCGUUCGUGACAUAUGGUAGGCUGGUGUCCACCUUCACGACCGACCAACUGCCUAUGCUUUCCGAUCCACCAUUCGAACUGCCCGAAGGUCGGUUGGAAGCCAUUUCGGCGGUGGCAACCAAGACUAUAAACGGAAUGCUCACCACUGACGAGACUGUUGUGAUGGGCGACUUCUGGCCGGGAAACGUCCUCGUCAGCCUGCGACGUGACGAUGGGGACGAAGCAGCAGUCGAGCGCAUCUAUGUGGUAGAUUGGGAAAUGACGAAACCUGGCUUAGCAGGUCUGGACGUGGGGCAGUUCUGUGCGGAGCUGCUCCUAAUCUGCAGGUUCAACCCUUGGGGGGAAGACGCGGCGUCAGCUGUGAUGGCGUCAUUUCUGCAGGCAUACCGAGGGGUUUACCCUGUCGACCUCCUUGGAGCGAAGACGGCUUUGGUGCAUAUCGGGGCGCAUUUGAUCGCGUGGACGCCAAGGAUCCCGUGGGGUACGAAGGAGAAAAUCAGAGAGGUCGUGCAAGAGGGGGUAGCAUAUCUGGUUGACGGAGCUCAAUUGGAUGAGGACUACAUUAGGGAGUCUGUAGUUGGCGCGUUGCUAUAA